This is a messenger RNA of Physcomitrium patens, 1491 nucleotides long. RefSeq lists its product as uncharacterized. NCBI's taxonomy places the organism in Eukaryota, Viridiplantae, Streptophyta, Bryopsida, Funariales, Funariaceae. The record is from RefSeq and is a predicted model, not a curated record.
AGUCGUUCAAUGCCCAAGGGCGACUUGCAGUGAAGUGACGAAAGGAGAGGAUGGGUGGGUCAUCUUCUUCGACCUCGAAGGAGUGGGGAUGCGAGUGGGGUCGAUGGGACUGGAACGCUCCGGGUCCCGGGUGCCCUGUAGGACACCCGUGACGCUACUAGUAGGUAGAAUAAGUGCGAGCAGUCCGUCUAGUCUUAAACGGACAUGAGGAGGGAUGUGACCUCUUGGUCUCUUCGGACGUUGCCUACAUGAUGGUUGUUAGUGGGGCGGAUUGGGACGUAGCGAGGGGGACGAGAAGUGACCUUGGCCGCCCUCGCACAUCGUGAAAGUGACGGCGGACACAUACUCGAUGGAAGUCCAAGGUGUUGCGUCUCAAGUCCCAUCAGAUGGGAAUACUCAGCCCCUCUCACCUGCACCCGGAUGGGCAGCAGAGUUGGAGGGAUCUCAUAGGGGCGAAGUUACAUGUGGUAUCAGAGCGCUUAAGACCGGGAUUGGCGAGAAGCAUGUGAGGGGAGAUCUUCUGAACCUUUCGUCAGUAAGAGACUGCAGAGAAGGGAAAGAGGACCACGAAAGCUUCGACUCAACGGUGCGAUGAGAAAGAAAUUUUGGGAGGAGAUUUGCCGGAGGGCCAGGUAAGUCAGGACCUAAAGCCAAAACACAAACUGAUUAAGAAGAAACCCGCUCUUGAGAAAGAGAAUUUGAGCCACUCAGAGAGAGACGGCGAAGAAAUUCAUUGAGAUGUGAAGGAGAUCGCAAAAGGACUGGCGAUUGACGUGGAAUCUCCGAUUCAAGUAAGUAAAGAAGAGAUGAGUGACCAAGAGGGAAGAAACCCGAGGUCACAAAGACAGACGACAUCCAGAACUUCGAACCACUCGACGGAUUCGCAGAUGGAGCGGCAAGAAGUUGUGUCCUUACUCGAAGUCGAGAAAAUUGUUUUGAAAAUGAUGGAAGAGAAAAACCGAGAAUUCGAGAAGAAGAUGGAAGUGAAUCAGCCCCUGAUCGAUUCAUUGGUGAGAGAAAACAUGAGGAAAGAAUCGCUGCUGGAAAGUCAAAAGAGUAGGUCGAGCUCCUAUCGAGCAAAGACGGAUCAACCAAGGAAGUGGCGGGGCACAGAGCAAAGAAGAACCACAAGGAGGUUCCUAAAGGAAGUAGAACACUGGUGCCUGACUAACGAUGUCAAAGACGAUGUCGAUAAAAUCAGGACUCUAUCAGCGCUGCUUGAAGGAAGCGCAUUAGAUUGGUUUGAUGGAAAAAUCAAAGCCAAUUCUAACUAUGCCAAGGAAACCGCGUGGUGUGAAGUCUGUGAGAAGCUGAUAGGGAGAUUUGAAAGCAAGUGGCAGAAUUUUGUAGAAGGACUGCAACUGCUUAAGCUCAGGCAAGAAGCAGGCAAAACCUCACUUUUAAAAUAUGUUGGCUAUUUCCAGAACCAAUUGGCAUACACUCAGAUUAUGAGAAGUAUUUGUUACUUUUCUUUUAUAAUGGGUUAAGUGU